Molecule: messenger RNA, 5099 nt
Organism: Pseudophryne corroboree (corroboree frog)
Lineage: Eukaryota; Metazoa; Chordata; Amphibia; Anura; Myobatrachidae
Gene: FGFR1
Product: fibroblast growth factor receptor 1
Exons: 18
Coding region: 768-3209 (813 amino acids)
Biological process (GO): multicellular organism development; protein phosphorylation; positive regulation of kinase activity
Cellular component (GO): signaling receptor complex; plasma membrane
Molecular function (GO): fibroblast growth factor binding; fibroblast growth factor receptor activity; ATP binding
Source: RefSeq, a predicted model, not a curated record
GGGGUCUUUGUAAAUGAACUCUGCCUGGGAGGGGUUGCAAAUUCUUGUAGGGAACAUGGGGGAUGGGACUGCUCUGUAUUGUUAAGUCUGAAUAGGAACUGGCUCACUUCUCCAUGCUCAAGGAAUCUCGCACACUGGGAAACAUACUAGCCUCAUGCACAUUUUUAAGAGAGGUGGAAAAAAAAAUUUCGGAAUCUUUUUAAUCAAGAAUCCUUUUAUGUUUUACUGGAAGAGAACUGACUACUUUUCAAGACGUAUCCCCAAUUGCUAGAUCUAUUUGACUCCUGAAACUUUUCCCCCACUAUCUGGAUUUCUCAAGGUGUUUCAAAGAAAGAAAGAAAGAAAAAAAAAAAAAAAAAACAACAAUCCACAUUUUUUUCCUCCUCUACAAGGAAGCAGAUGGUUCACAUUAAUCGGCUUUUUCUCUCUCUCCAUAGUUAAGGUUUUUUCUAUCACUUCUGCCAGUUUAAUACGAAUUCAUGCCGUUUACCUCUUCUACAAGCAACUAUCUUUCCCCAAUCUACUUGGUAACUUUAGAGGCGAGCUGUAAGGGUUAAUAUUUUCCAAAGUUUGGAGAAAACUUUUUAUUGGUAACAUUUUUAAGUCCGUAUUUUUACUGAGUUGUUUACAUCUUCGGAAGGCUAAAAGGGGAAGGCUUCUCUGUAAGAUAAAGGAUUAAACAUCGCAAAAAGGCGCAGAGUAAGCCUCGUCUCCCCUCGACACUGGAGACCUCAUGGAUUCCCGCGGCCUGCACUAGCCGAGCUGGGAUGUUCUCUGGAAGGUCCUUGUUCCUCUGGGGUGUCCUGCUUGGUGCUGCUCUCUCAGCUGCCCGGCCCCCUUCCACCUUGCCGGACCAAGUUGGCCCAGAAACCAAACCAGAAAUGGAAUCGUAUUUGGCUCGUCCUGGAGACCUGAUAGUUUUACAGUGCAGGCUUCGAGAGGAUGUUCAGAGCAUCAGCUGGGUGAAAAACGGAGUUCAGCUUUUGGAGACUAACCGUACGCGCAUUACAGGGGCCGCUAUCCAGAUUCUCAACGCAGAGCUGGAGGAUUCUGGGUUGUAUGCCUGCGUUACUAGUGGCCCAUCUGGAACUGAUACAGUUUUAUUCAAAGUUAACAUAUCAGAUGCGUUACCUUCUGCUGAAGAUGAAGACGACGAUGAUGAUAAUUCUUCGUCUGAAGAGAAAGCUACAGAAAACGCCAAACCAAACCGUCCAUUUUGGGCAAACCCAGAAAAGAUGGAAAAAAAACUACAUGCUGUCCCAGCGGCCAAAACCGUAAAAUUCCGGUGUCCAGCAGGGGGUAUACCUGUGCCCACACUACGGUGGCUGAAGAAUGGCAGAGAGUUCAAACCAGAUCAACGCAUUGGUGGAUUUAAGCUUCGUUCUCAAACUUGGAGUCUUAUUAUGGAUUCAGUGGUUCCAUCUGAUAAGGGGAAUUACACUUGUAUCGUGGAAAACAAGUAUGGAAGCAUUAACCACACUUACCAGCUGGAUGUAGUUGAGCGUUCUCCACAUCGGCCAAUCCUUCAAGCCGGAUUGCCGGCGAAUAAGACGGUCACUAUAGGAAGUAAUGCUGAGUUCUUCUGCAAAGUCUACAGCGAUCCUCAGCCUCACAUUCAGUGGCUCAGACACAUUGAGAUCAAUGGGAGUAAAAUGGCCUCUGAUGGCUUCCCUUACGUGGAAAUUUUAAAGACUGCAGGAGUCAACACCACCGACAAGGAGAUGGAGGUUCUCCACCUGACGAAUGUUACUUUUGAGGAUGCUGGCCAGUAUACCUGCUUGGCUGCUAAUUCCAUUGGGCUCUCUCAUCAUUCUGCAUGGUUGACCGUUCUUGAAGCUGUGGAUGAGAAACCUGUUAUGACAUCCUCCCUACACCUGGAGAUUAUCAUCUACUGCACGGGGGCGGCCAUUGUGUCUGCUAUGUUGGUGACCAUCAUCAUCUUUAAGAUGAAGCAUCCAUCCAAGAAGUCGGACUUUAACAGCCAGCUGGCCGUCCACAAGCUGGCCAAGAGCAUACCACUGCGCAGACAGGUAACAGUUUCAGCGGACUCAAGCUCCUCAAUGCACUCUGGAGUAAUAUUGGUCAGACCCUCUCGGCUUUCAUCCAGUGGCACGCCUAUGCUCUCUGGAGUGUCUGAGUAUGAGCUACCUGAGGACCCUCGGUGGGAAGUAGCAAGAGAUAGGUUGAUCCUUGGAAAGCCACUUGGAGAAGGCUGCUUUGGUCAAGUAGUCAUGGCAGAGGCCAUCGGGCUAGACAAGGAGAAACCGAAUAGAGUCACCAAAGUUGCAGUCAAGAUGUUAAAAUCUGAUGCCAACGAGAAGGAUCUAUCUGACUUAAUAUCAGAGAUGGAAAUGAUGAAAAUGAUAGGAAAGCACAAAAAUAUAAUAAAUCUUCUAGGGGCCUGCACCCAGGAUGGUCCUUUAUAUGUGAUUGUCGAAUACGCCUCAAAAGGGAAUCUACGUGAGUUUUUGCGGGCAAGACGUCCACCUGGUAUGGAAUACUGCUACAAUCCCAUCAUUGCUACUGACGAGCAGCUUUGCUUCAAGGACUUGGUCUCCUGUGCCUAUCAAGUAGCUCGUGGCAUGGAAUACCUUGCUUCCAAAAAGUGCAUCCAUAGAGACUUGGCUGCACGGAAUGUUCUCGUCACUGAAGAUAAUGUGAUGAAGAUUGCCGAUUUUGGCCUUGCUCGGGAUAUCCACCACAUUGACUAUUACAAAAAGACAACAAAUGGUCGUCUGCCUGUAAAAUGGAUGGCUCCUGAAGCCCUUUUCGACCGAAUUUACACUCAUCAAAGUGAUGUCUGGUCAUUUGGAGUUUUACUGUGGGAGAUAUUUACACUUGGAGGGUCUCCAUACCCUGGGGUACCUAUGGAAGAACUCUUUAAGUUGCUAAAGGAAGGACAUCGGAUGGACAAACCCACAAAUUGCACCAAUGAGUUAUACAUGAUGAUGAGAGAUUGCUGGCAUGCGGUGCCUUGCCAGAGACCUACCUUCAUACAACUGGUGGAAGACUUGGACCGUAUUGUGGCUCUGAGCUCUAACCAGGAGUACCUGGAUCUUGCCAUGCCAGUGAGUCAGUAUUCUCCAUGUUUCCCAGAUACACGGAGCUCCACGUGUUCUUCAGGGGAAGAUUCUGUGUUCUCUCACGAUCCUUUACCAGAUGAACCAUGUCUUCCCAAAUACCCAAAUGGAGGUCUUAAAAAACGCUGAUCAUCUAAUCCAAGGUCUUGUCUCACCAAACUUCCAAGUGAUGAACAUUUUGUUUAAUGCAUUCCCAAAAAAACCUUUAACCUACUUCUUCAUUUCCAAGAACCAUCGCACAAUUCCAGCAGUGUCUUCAAUCUUACCUCAUGCAUUGAAAGACCUCCAAGCUGGAAUGGAAACUAGACCAAGUAUUACAAACUCCUGAUCAGAGCACUUUUAAUAGUGUCAACACCAAAUGGUCUAAUCUCAGCAUAGGUACAAUAAUGGACGAUUGUGAGGAGAACUUCUUAAUUUACCACACGCAUUCAAAGGAAUGUUUUAUUUUAAUCUUCUCUUUGAGGUAAUUGCUACGUCCUCUCAAGAUAAUAUCUUCUACCCUUACUUCACCAGUUACCUAUGGUUUGGAGUUUAUUCAGUGCAUAUCACUCUUGCUCUUUGACAAUUUUGUCCAAAUAUGAAGAGCAUGCCUUAACCGUGGAGAACAUUUUUAAGUGGGAUAUCAAAUAAUAUAAAUGCACAAUACAUUGAUCUGCUGUGGCAUAUACAGUUUGGACAAGCUUUUUCUCCAAAGAUGUCUCAAAACAGGUCUGUCCAAGAUUAGUUGAACUGAUUCACGAAUGCAGACACACUAAUAACUAACUACUAUACUUCAUAUAUUAUGAAUGUUCGAAGUCUUAAUAAAUUGAAGGAAUGUCUCAUAGCACCUACCACAGGUGGACUGUACCCAAUUACAGAUCUUAACCCUAUAAAAUGUAAACACUGCUGGCCAGCUACUGGUAUGGGCAAUAUACCAGUUUACCUGCUGCUGUCUUUCUUGAUUGUUUGAGCUAGGCCUGUUUUUCAGCUCUUACCCAGAGGCCUCUUGGUACGAAUUAAGGUGUAGGUCAGACCUACACCCAGAGGUACAGUUUCAGAAACAAAGGCCUACAUCAGAUUAUCCAGGAAACAUUGGAGAUUUUUAUGUUUUUUUUUUUUUUUUUUUUUUACUUUUUAACAGGUUUCAAGCUAAUUAUGUAAUAUAAAUAUGGGCAGCAGAACCAUUAAUGCUUUCCUCUUGUAUAUAGAUAGAAAAUGUAUAAAUAUGAAUUAUAUAUUUACAUGUCUUUUUAAGAAAAAAUGUUAUGAAAUAUUUACCAGUUUGGUAGUAAAUUGGCUGGUAGCUGUCAAUUGCUAUAAACAAAAAAAAUUCAUAUAUUUUGCUACGUUUUCAGUUUGUAUUUUUUUAAAUUAUGUUCUAAGAUUUUCUUAUUUCCAGUACAAGUCCAUUAAUAAAGAGAAUCGGCUUCAGUUGAUAUAUUUAUAUAUGGUUUAAACUUUUUCAUUGCAGGCACAUCUCAGAUGGCUAUAUUCUAUCAUUUUAUAUUAGCAGUUUUAGUUUUAUUCUAUUUUAUUUUUUUAUUUUAUUCAUCUUGCCAGUAAUACGCAACAGACGCUAAUCAUUAUUAGAACUAACCAGGAAGUUACCACUAAUGUAGAAUUAUGCAGCAGGAAAAGUAACUUCUUAGAUCUUUUUUACCCUCAUUCAAGAAAUCCGCUCAUCUUGCCUAUUACGCAUAUGCCUUAGUCUGUAAAUGCAUGAAUCUAAAUGUACUUAAGUACUCUAUAAAUGGGCUGUAAGUAGCUCUCUCCAUAGUCUAAUGAUCUGCGUUCUGCUCUGACCUACAGUAUUUGGACAUGUUCGGUAAGGAAAGGAAUUUCAGUUUGGGUGUAAAAUGUUUCUAAGACUAUACAAUAUUUUGGUAAGAGAGCCACUGUGCCAUUCUAUAGAUAUAUGAUGCCAUGUAGUACCAAAAAUGGCUAAUAGGUAGAAAUGAUGUUCAAUGUAAGCCGCUACCCACUAUUCAGUUAAAUUAUUUAUUACUGUGUCACAUCCAAUAAAAGCAGAGAUGACCUGUC